UACAGACGAUGGUCGACCACAAACCUCACAAACACUUUCCAAAGAGUUUCUAAACCCAAACGCACACUACAAGACACGUAAGAGAAGAUGUAUGAAUACAACGACAUGUAUGAAUACAACGACGAAGAUGGAGGGAUUCAGUUUCAACCCUACGGCGACGAACUCAUCAACAAAUAUUUAAUCCCCAAAUUGGAAGGUAAACCCCGUAGAGAGAUCACUAUGAAGGAUGUUUACUCAAAGGAGCCAUGGUUGCUGGACCAUCCCAUGGGUUCGUUUUUCAAGAAGAAUGAGUGGUACUACCUUGUGACAAGGACUCAACUCUCUCAGAAGAAAAUUGGUUGUGGUAAGAAAGCGAAACGGAAGAUUACCCGAGACAAUGAUAGUGGGUUUUGGAGGGCUAAUGCGAAAGAAGAUAUCCCAGACAAGGAAACAAACAUGGUCAUUGGUGAAAAGCAAACCUUAGCUUUUGUUAAAAGCAAAGUAAAUAACAAGAAGCAGAAGAAGGGAGACGGUACUUCUUGUGAUGUUGUUGUACCAGGUAGCGAAAGUAGCUGGAUUAUGACAGAAUAUAUGCUUCCGGAAAUAGCAGAUAAGUUUCGAGAACUGGUCAUAUGCAAGAUUCAUGUGAUCGAGAAUUCCGAUAAGAAGAAGGAUCAUGAUGAUCGUCAUGAAGCUUCUACUUCUAGUUAGUAGGUAUAUGUGCAAGAUUUCCCCAAACUUACUAAACGUUUGUAAGUUUACUUUAAUAAAAUCUUUGUUAUAUUCCAUCCUCAUUAAGAAGAAAAAGUUUCUAGUCUUUUUCAUAUUUCA
Raphanus sativus (radish) is the source of this 810-nucleotide messenger RNA. RefSeq names its product NAC domain-containing protein 35. The transcript has a single exon. Gene Ontology annotation, molecular function: DNA binding. Gene Ontology annotation, biological process: regulation of DNA-templated transcription. Bases 88 to 690 code for a protein of 200 amino acids. The record is from RefSeq and is a predicted model, not a curated record. Lineage: Eukaryota; Viridiplantae; Streptophyta; Magnoliopsida; Brassicales; Brassicaceae.